CUGUAUCUCUCCUAUUAUUUUUGCUGUUACCACUCUCCUCUCCCACUUCCACAUCCUUCAUAAUAGUCUUAUGAAUGCCUAUAAAGAUUUCAAUAGUCAAUCGGAUAAAGUAGAAUUCAUAGACAGUUCCUUGGAAUCGUCUUCCAAUAAUGAAACACCUCAAAAAAUCAUGAUCGAAACUGAACAACCAGAGACAUAUAUGAACACAGAUCUAUUAGCUUUUACAGUGCAUAAAUUAGCCAAGUCCAUGGACGUUUCAAAUAUUGAUAAAAAUGCGGUACUCUAUCUCGCUCUUGCAACACAGAAAAGAUUACAGGAAUUUGUAUCACGUAUGGUCGAAGCUUCGCGCCAUCGUGUUUUUUCGCAAACAGUGGAUACCCCACCAUUGAAUUCUAUGGAUCAACCUGUGUAUAAAGUUGUAGAUGUACAAGAUAUUCGAAAACAACUCUUAGCGAUCGAACGGGUAGAACGUGAAGAAGAACGAAAACGAAGAGAUGCAAUCGCUGAGCGUGAACGUAAUGCCAACAUAUCAGAUGGUGGUGGAGAAGGAGGUGAUGGUGAUGAUGAUAACGUCGGUGGUUCGACAAAAAAGAAGAAAAAGAAGAAGAAGGAUAUGGGUCCCGGAGUAACAGCACGCAACAUGAGUGAAGAUAUUAGCAAGAAAUCAACUAAUGAAACAGCACUUAUGAGUGCAGGUGGCAUACGUAAGAGUUGGAUGUUAACGGGUAUGAAUAACGCUCCUGCUCCCAACAAAGAUAUAUCAUCCUUUCCUUUAGCAAGUUCAUUAUCAACAUCACCAGCAUCCACACCAUUAUCAUCAUCAACGGUGGCACCUUUAACAACAACAUCAUCAUCUCCAAAACCAUUAUCAACAAUAUCCUCUGUAAAUCGCUCCAUUGAGAACACUACUAUUAUAUCAUCUUCCGUGAAAAGUGAACAUUUAUCAAUUGAUGACAUGGCUACACGCGGUGGACGAGGAAGACCUCGCGGACGGAAAUCAGAUGGAACUAAACGAAGUCGAAAUCAAGGCUCUUUGAAAAGAGAUCGAUCUCAGGAUUUAUUCCUACCGCCUUCUAUGAUUGGAAAACAUCAAAAUAGACUCGGUGAACAACCCACUCGAAAGGUCACUGUGAUUGAUGCAAUGUAUGUUCUUGAAUGGGAAUUAGAUAGCGGUUGCGAAAGUGGUAAUCGGGCAUUAAUCAAAUCUUAUAAUCGAUAUUUGAAGUAAUAAAAGUAUAUUUGUGUUUUUUUUUUUU
Halteromyces radiatus is the source of this 1256-nucleotide messenger RNA. Its product is annotated as transcription initiation factor TFIID component TAF4 family-domain-containing protein. The coding region runs from base 71 to 1228 and encodes 385 amino acids. The transcript has 3 exons. NCBI's taxonomy places the organism in Eukaryota, Fungi, Mucoromycota, Mucoromycetes, Mucorales, Cunninghamellaceae. Gene Ontology annotation, biological process: transcription initiation at RNA polymerase II promoter. The record is from RefSeq and is a predicted model, not a curated record. Gene Ontology annotation, cellular component: transcription factor TFIID complex. Gene Ontology annotation, molecular function: DNA binding; RNA polymerase II general transcription initiation factor activity.